Molecule: messenger RNA, 1212 nt
Organism: Pectinophora gossypiella (pink bollworm)
Lineage: Eukaryota; Metazoa; Arthropoda; Insecta; Lepidoptera; Gelechiidae
Gene: DnaJ-13
Product: dnaJ-like protein 60
Exons: 7
Coding region: 120-941 (273 amino acids)
Source: RefSeq, a predicted model, not a curated record
CAUUCGUUUUAAUCACUUCACUAUUCACCAAAAUUUGACGUGUUGUGGGUUGAAAAAUGGAAAUCGCCUGAUAGUCAUGAAUAACUUUCAGCAGUAUAGUUUUGGCUAGCAAAAUCGUUAUGUAUAAUAUUAUGCGACGAAAUGUCGACAUUACGACAAUCAAUACAGUGAUACGAUGCUACAGUUUGUGCAGAAAAUCUCAUUACGAAAUUCUCAGGCUACGAAAAAACUGUUCCGACAAGGAAAUUAAAGAAGCGUUUAUAAAGUUGAGCAAGGAAUAUCAUCCAGACAAAAAUAAGGAUGUAAAUGCCCAACAGCAAUUUGUGCAGAUAGUGGAGGCAUAUAGCGUACUAGGUAAACCAGGUAGCCGGGCCCGUUACGACAGCACUAUUGAAGUGUACACCAAUCCUCGAUAUUACAGGAGUUAUGAUAGUAUGUACAACAACAUAAGGAACAGCCCGCCAUACAGUAAUUACUCGUACGAGACGUACAGCAAGGCGCGCCCGCGGCAAGACAAAGCUGAGGCCAAAUCGAGCGCGUACGCAGCGCGCGGUUUGAAGAAGAUACCCAACUACGUGCUUGUGUUACUGUGCUUCGGGAUCGCUUUUGUGGGAACCAUGUUGCAAGCUUUUGUUAUCAGGCGUAAACUCCGUCUACUGAUCCCGUCGGCGGGGUCGUCACAUUCACCGUAUAUCCCUAACGACCGCUACGAGCCACCCGACACUCCCGACGCACCGGACCCUGACGACGCGGGAUCCAUUAGGCAAGCCAUCGAGAGGAGCAAGUAUCUGGCGGAGGAACUGGACAAGGUGCGCGCGGCUGCCGACGGCAAUUCCAAUGAGAUGCAAACACGCAUAAUCCUCGAGAAAAUCGUUGGUUCUGCCAACCCGACGAUAGCCACAGCGUCGCUUGGUCAAGCCUUGGCCACAGAGAAAAAGUGAUUUUCAAUUUAGUCGCAUAAUAUUAUGAGAGUCUUAAUUAUGAGACGUAAUUUGUAUAUAAUUAGUAGAAUUUCUGAAACUGUUGUGAUAAUAAUUUGAAGUAGUAAGUUAUUAUAUAGUAUAUUUUGUGUCCUUUUGACGAUUGUAAUUAGUUGAGUAGUAGUCAAAGUACAUAAUAUUUAUUUUUGAUAACUACCUCAUUGCUUGUUGUGUUGUAAUUAUGUACAGUUUUAAAUUGAGAAUAAUUAUAAUAAAAAUAUUGUAAACAGAA